Heterobilharzia americana is the source of this 2280-nucleotide messenger RNA. The record is from the annotation of a GenBank genome assembly. Lineage: Eukaryota; Metazoa; Platyhelminthes; Trematoda; Strigeidida; Schistosomatidae.
AUGAUCAUCGGGUUGCGGAGAGUUGACCGGUCAGUUUUCUAUCUUCGUUCAUGCUACACCAUUAGACAUACUUCAGUAUCAAAAGCUCCUAAAACUGUGGUUAAAAAGAGUGAACUUGAGGUUUGGGAGGGAAUAAGUGUCAAGGAAUUGUCAUCUGCCACCAAAAUACCCACCGAUAUAAUCCUUGAAACCCUCAACUCAUCACUGGUUACGAAGAGGAAGGCAAAUAUUAGUUCAAUACUGGAAGAUAAACGCAUUAUUGAAACACUAGUAAGACUCAUGGGAUUCACACCAGCUUUUAGGCAUCAGAUUGUCGAUGAAGAGGUUGACCGUGAUAUAUAUCCGAAACUACCAUGUCCUCCAGAAAAUUGCGAACCUCGUCCUCCCAUUGUUGCCGUCUUGGGUCAUGUAAAUCACGGAAAAACAACAUUGUUAGACACAUUACGCUCCACUAGAGUUGUAGAUGAAGAGUUCGGAGGCAUUACUCAACAUCUGGGUGCAUUCACCGUAUCGUUAUCGUCUAUUGAACAAAAUGCUGGAUGUAAACUUUCGAGCUCUGUGUCAUUUUCCAGUAGCAUCACAUUUUUGGAUACACCGGGUCAUGCAGCAUUUUCUGGUAUCCGUUUACGAAGUGCAAAAGUGACUGACAUCAUGCUUUUGGUAGUCGCUGCUGAUGAUGGAGUUAAACCUCAAACUGUUGAGGCAAUUCGUUUUGCUAAAGAAACAGACACUCCUAUUGUUGUUGCAAUCAAUAAAAUUGACAAGCAUGAAGCUAACUUGGAUAAUGUGGUUCGAGGUUUAGCUACAUAUGAAGUAAUAACGGAACAGUUAGGCGGCGACGUACAAGCAGUUCCGAUAUCAGCAUUGAACCGAAUUAAUCUUUCUGGCUUAUUGGAAGCUAUUGUUCUUCAGGCUGAAAUAAUGCAGUUAAAGGCCGAUCGUACUGGAUUGGCUGAAGGUGUUAUCUUAGAAUCUGAAACACUACAUGGAAUUGGCAAAGUUGCUACAUGUUUGGUUACUCAAGGGACAUUGCGUAAGUCGCCAAAAAGUGGUCCACUUAUAGCUGGUGAAGUAAUCUGCACCCCAAGAAUGUUGAUGAAUGAUACAUGGGAGCCUGUGGACUCAGUUUAUCCUGGAUUUGUAGCACGAAUAGCAGGUUGGAAAGAUAUGCCGUCUGCAGGGAAUCUAAUGCUGGAAUUGCGGUCCAAAUCGCAUGCCAGUGAAAUUCAACAAUAUCGUCGACAUAUUAAAAUGCAAAACAAAGCCAAAGAGGAUCGAGAUGCGUAUGAUCUUCGAAUGAGUUCUUAUCGAGAGUUUCGCAAAGAAUACACACAAAAACGUUUAAGCCUCCAUCGUAGUGAAAGGAGCCGCUUUUCGAAACAAAAUCGAAAUGCGUCUUGUUUCUGGGAGGAAAGUCAUGAUCGAAUUUCAUUACCUCUACUAAUUAAAAGUGAUGUUCAGGGGGCCUUAGAAGCCAUAAAAACACUCCUUUCUACAUGUCCUGACCAGUGUCAAAUAGAAUAUUGUCUUACUGGUAUUGGUCCAUUGACGGAAUCAGAAGUAGAAGCUGCGGUUGGUGCUAAAGCAACUGUUUUACUAUUCAACGUUGAUGCUCUCCCUGAAGCAAUAAAUAAAGCCCAAAAGAAAAAUGUAGAAAUUAAAGAAUUCAAUAUCAUAUACCGACUGGCUGAAGAAGUUCGGGAACUAGUCAAUGAAAGGCUUCCAUUAAUAUCAACACAAAAGAUUAUUGGUGAAGCAGAAAUUUUACAGCUAUUCACCGUUAAAGUGCCGAAAAGUGUAGUGAAAGCUGGAUAUCUACCGGUUGCUGGAUGCAGAUGUAUCACGGGUACUAUUGUCACUAAUAUGACUAAAAUAAAUCCCAUUCUAAUGGAUCUAGGUAUUACCGAUGAAGCAGUUGCAUUAUCUUACCGUGUUGUUCGUCCGGGGCACGAUUCUUCCUCCCAAGUCGACAAACACAGAAAAAGUUCUGUAAAUGAUCCUAAUCACACAUAUGAAGAUGAUCAUUCUACUUCCAGUGAUAUUAUAGUCAAUCAAGCUGAAUGCUAUUCGUUGCGCCACGAAAAAACAGUUGUCGACAGUAUUAAGAAAGGUGUUGAUUGUGGUAUUGCUCUGGUUUCUUCUAAAUUGUCUGAAGCUGCUGAAAAGAAUCGGAAUCUGUCUGCGACAGAUUUUAUCUCCGAUUGGAAAGUGGGAGACACUAUACAGUGUUGUGUAAUCGUAAAACAGAAGCCUGUAGUUAAGUGGGAUUUUGACACUUAG